AUGUCGAUCAAGACGAACGGAGUUUCGGCGCUGAACCGGAUAAAGUCCGAGUUCGCUUUACAAUACAGAGCCCAUGAGUCGGUGAAGAUCACCAUGAUUGGCAUCAUCCUGCGAGCAUUGGGACGGUUGACUUGCGCGCUCUACAACGAAAAGACCUAUGCCCAAUGUGGUGCCGCUAUGGCCAACGGGUAUGAACAAACAGGUGGAAAACGUUGGGAUUUUCUGGAAAUCAAUGACUUAUUCAUCACGUCUUCCGCAUGCCACAAACCCCAAUGCGAAAGUGCAAAAUAG
Molecule: messenger RNA, 291 nt
Organism: Bursaphelenchus xylophilus (pine wood nematode)
Lineage: Eukaryota; Metazoa; Nematoda; Chromadorea; Rhabditida; Aphelenchoididae
Source: the annotation of a GenBank genome assembly